AUGUUGCAAGUCAUUGAAGUUGAUGGAAUUAGUACAAAAGCAUCAAAUAUUAGCGUUUUACCGAUUCAUAUUGGACAACGUUACUCUGUUAUCAUUGAGGCAUCUCAAGAAGUUGGCAAUUAUUGGAUACGUGCGGAAAUACCAGAAGAUUGUAUAAUGACUUCACCAGAUACAAUAAAUCAUAACUCGGCCCUUUUCGAUCAGAUGACUACAACAGGAAUCUUACAAUAUGAAGGAGCACCUAGUGAUACAUAUCCAGAUUCCAAAAAGUUCAACGAUGAUUGGUCUAAAAAUCUACUUCCAUGCCGUGAUCUUGAUGUUGACUUACUAAAACCAUACGCAGCAGUAGAACCGCCUUUAAAAGUUACAGAUCAAAUUAAUAUUUCUGUAACGCUUCAUGAAGACGAGCAUCAAACCACCAAGGCUUAUAUUAAUAAUCAAUCCUGGAUUCCUGAUAUAACAAAUCCUUCAAUUAUGAAAAUUAUGAGCGAAAGUAUUAGUGCUAAGCAAUUUCCUAUUAAUGCUAAUGCAUAUAUGUAUGAUACUGAGGAGUUAGACAUUAUUAACCGAUGGCAUGUUGAACUGGGGAUGGUAUUUCAAUUGAUCGAACAGCAAGAAAAACUCCAACAACUCAAAAUGCCAGAUCCUGUUGCAGCAUUAUGUGCACCAGGUUAUCAACAUACUAGGCGUCUCGCACUUUCGUCUCCCGAUGAUGAUGAUUAUGUAACGAUAACUGGUGGAGGCUAUCAAAUUCAUCAUAAAAAACCAUCAACAAAAAGAAAUACCAAGAAGAGUUUAUUAUUUACUAAACGUCAUGCUA
Messenger RNA from Racocetra fulgida, 820 nucleotides. NCBI's taxonomy places the organism in Eukaryota, Fungi, Glomeromycota, Glomeromycetes, Diversisporales, Gigasporaceae. The record is from the annotation of a GenBank genome assembly.